AUGACAGAAGCUGUGUUGCUGUUAUCCCCAGAGACUUCACCUCUCUGCCCUCUGUCUCGCAAGACUAAGACUCGACUUCAUUGGCUCCUACAGCUGUGUGUACCUAUCUUGGCAGGAACAGGAAUAUCCUUUAUAGUAUGCAGUAAAAACCGCAGUGAACAGCCACACUUAACCUCAUGGCACAGCAUUCUUGGUCUAAUUACCUUGAUAGCCACAUGUUGUCAGGCUGUGUGUGGGUUUGGCCUACUUUGUCCACGGUUGGCUCAAGUGACUGCAGUAUCUCGUCUCAAGCUGUACCAUGCCACUUGUGGCCUUUUGGUAUACCUACUUGCAACAACCACUGUUCUUCUAGGUUUGUAUUCAAACUGGUUUCAGGCUCAAAUAAAGGGGCCCGCGUGGUAUGUUUGCCUUUUCUUGCCUCUUUAUCCUGCAUUAGUGAUAAUGAACCAAGUGCUGGAUAUAUACUUACCAAAGAGGAAAAGUCAAACAUGA
Messenger RNA from Staurois parvus, 492 nucleotides. NCBI's taxonomy places the organism in Eukaryota, Metazoa, Chordata, Amphibia, Anura, Ranidae. The record is from the annotation of a GenBank genome assembly.